Lolium perenne is the source of this 4148-nucleotide messenger RNA. Lineage: Eukaryota; Viridiplantae; Streptophyta; Magnoliopsida; Poales; Poaceae. The record is from RefSeq and is a predicted model, not a curated record.
ACAGAGGGCACUCCCACCUACUCCACCAGUAGGAGAAGAGACACUCGAAACAAAUCGACUCUCCUCGCCCGAAACAAACUGUUCUAGUCAUUUGAAGCCUCCAUCUUGCCCUCGAGAGAGACGCUCUCCCCCUUUCCAGACUGUUGUCGAGAUAAAAUGGACAUGCUGAGUGGGAAGAUGAAGGAUGCACACGAGACGGUUGAACUGAAUGAGAAGCUGUGCGCCAAUAUUCAACGGAACUUGGGGGCACUUAGUGAUAUCCUCUCCUCAGCCGGCAACAACACGGAGGUGCGCAUGUACAGGGCACUGCAGAAUCUCGAAAAGGCCCUGGAAGAGGUCCUUCAUCUCAGCAAAAAUUGCCAGGAGAAGCCCACGGUUUCCCAUCACCUCGCAGCUGACCAGAUGAACAAAAAGCCGCAGGAUGCGAACCAGAAUACGAUGAAUACUAGAGCGGUUGCAGGCUUUGGGAUGAAGUUACAUCGACCGCCGCCCUCGAUGGUCAUCUCGUCUUCAUCUCCUGACACAGCCACGAAAGACGAGGAAAAAAAAGGAAAUGAAAAAUGUGAAAGGAAGGAGUCCGGCGGAGAGAAGUUGGGAGGAAACAAAGAUGUGAAAAAAGAAACAGCUACCAAGAGAAACAAAGAAAAUGAAAAAGGAAAGAAAAAUAAGGACAUACAGAACGACAUAGAGAAGCGAAGAGAAAAUGAAGACUUGGAUAAGAAAAUAGAUGAUGAGAGGAGAAAAAAGGAAAAUGUGAAAGGAAAGAAAAAGAAGCAUAACACGCCGGAGACAGCGGAAGACAAAACAGAAGAUUACAGUUAUGCCAUCUCUACUUCAUCUCCUGACACGGCCACGAAAGAUGAGGAAAAAAAAGAAAAUGGAAAAUGUGAAAGGAAGGAGUACGGCGAAGAGAAGUGGGGAGGAAACAAAGAUGUGGAAAAAGAAACAACUACCAAGAGAAACAAAGAAAUUGAAAAAGGAAAGAAAAAUAAGGACACACAGAACAACAUAGAGAAGCGAGGAGAAAAUGAAGACUUGGAUAAGAAAAUAGAUGAUGAGAGGAGAAAAAAGGAAAAUGUGAAAGGAAAGAAAAAGAAGCAUACCACGCCGGAGAAUGUGGAAGGAAUAACAGAAGAUUACAAUUCUGUCAUCUCUACUUCAUCUCCUGACACGGCCACGAAAGACGAGGAAAAAAAAGGAAAUGGAAAAUGUGAAAGGAAGGAGUACGUCGAAGAGAAGUGGGGAGGAAACAAAGAUGUGGAAAAAGAAACAGCUGCCAAGAGAAACAAAGAAAUUGAAAAAGGAAAGAAAAAUAAGGACACACAAAACGACAUAGAGAAGCGAGGAGAAAAUGAAGACUUGGAUAAGAAAAUAGAUAAUGAGAGGAGAAAAAAGGAAAAUGUGAAAGGAAAGAAAAAGAAGCAUACCACGCCGGAGAAUGUAGAAGGACAAAAAGAAGAUUACAGUUAUGUCAUCUCGACUUCAUCUCCUGACAUGGCCACGAAAGAUGAGGAAAAAAAAGGAAAUGGAAAAUGUGAUAGUAAGGAGUCUGGCGGAGAGAAGUGGGGAGGAAACAAAGAUGUGGAAAAAGAAACAGCUGCCAAGAGAAACAAAGAAAUUGAAAAAGGAAAGAAAAAUAAGGACACACAGAACGACACAGAGAAGCGUGGAGAAAAUGAAGAACUGGAUAAAAAAAUAGAUGAUGGGAGGAGAAAAAAGGAUAAUGUGAAAGGAAAGAAAAAGAAGCAUACCACGCUGGAGAAUGUGGAAGGAAAAUCAGAAGAUUACAGUUCUGUCAUCUCGACUUCUUAUCCUGACAUGGACACGAAAGACGAAGAAAAAAAAGGAAAUGGAAAAUGUGAAAGGAAGGAGUCCGACGGAGAGAAGUUGGGAGGAAACAAAGAUGUGGAAAAAGAAACAUCUGCCAAGACAAACAAAGAAAUUGAAAAAGGAAAUAAAAAUAAGGAGACACAAAAAGACAUAGAGAAGAGAGGACAAAAUGAAGACUUGGAUAAGAAAAUAGAUGAUGAGAGGAGAAAAAAGGAAAUUGUGAAAGGAAAGAAAAAGAAGCAUACCAUGCCGGAGAAUGUGGAAGGAGAAACAGAAGAUUAUAGUUCUGUUAUCUCGACUUCAUCUCCAGACACGGCCACAAAUUACAAGAAAAAAGGAGAAAAUGGAAAAUGUGAAAGGAAGGAGGCCGACCAAGAGAAGCGGAGGGGAAAGAAAGUUUUGGAAGAAAAAACAGGUGCUGAGAGAAAAAAAGAAAAUCACAGACAAAAUAGCAGAGAGAAGCGGAGAGGAAAUGAUGAUGUGGCAGAAAAAAUAUAUGAUGAGGGGAAAAUAGAAAAUGGAAAAGGGGAGAAAGAAAACGAGACACGGGACAAUGUGAAAGAGAAAAGAGAUGGUCCUGGCCUGGAGGACCCUUAUGACAGCUCAAGAAAAGAGGAGAAAGCGUGGUAUUAUUCAUGUUCCUCAAGUUACAGUGAUUCUCAGCUGGAGGCCAUGAUAAAGGAACUAUCAAAAAAAGAUAAACUUCAACAGGACAGUGAUUCUAUAUCGUACAAGGAUUUUCAGGUUGAAUUGAGAGAUGGAGCUCCUGCAAGAGCGCAUAGGUUCGGACGUGGUGAAGCGAUAGCGCUGGCUGAAAAUGAAAUUCAAAUCCGUGGCAUGACAAACAUUGAAAAUAUCCAUAUAUUGAAACUUCUCGGAUAUGCUUAUCACGGAGGAUUUUUCUACAUGGUUGAGGACUAUUCCAUUCGGAGCUUAAACGACCUCAUACAUGGCAUGCUUCUUCCUACCGAAAUCUCCAUUAAUUCCGUACAACUAUCCAUUUCUACGAGUUACUUUUCAGUGAUACCCCAUCACCAUGGAUUGAUCUUGUUCACAUAUUUCAGCUUUUUUUUCAGACAACCCCUCGAAAGGAAAGAAGCUAUCAUGGCAGCAGUGCUCCAAGAUUAUUCUAUGUAUUGCUGAAGGUGUCGCUGCCAUCGAUACGUCUUUACAUCCUGGUGGAACAAUAAAGAUAGUCCCCAAGUGUGUGUCCAAAAUUUCCUUUCUCUUCACCUGCGAAACAUUAACUCAGUCUGUCCAGGAGGGGGAAGUUACUUGUAAGAAGAUGGAACGAAGAUUUGUACCCCUAGAAUCUAAGCGGUAUGGCAGAUUCUACGUCAAGACGGACGUCUAUAGCUAUGGUGUCCUCCUCCUCGAGCUCAUCACCCAACAGAUGUACAUUAAAAGCAGCAGCAGUUGCAAAUCUCUGGCUACGUGGGUGUUGCAACAUGCGCUUGAGAACAACUACAUGAAGUGUAUUCCCCCACAGUUCGCUAAAGGGCCACGCAUCAAUGACAUAAAAAGAUGCAUUUGCAUAGCACUGCGCUGCGUUGCAGAGGAUCCAGCGGAACGGCCAACCAUGGGUGAUGUUGAUAGGUGGCUGAGGAACAAGAACCAAGUUGCGCCGUGGAUAAAUAAGCUAGAUCACAACACCAAAGAUACUGUCACGGAAGGUGGCAUGGACACACCGGCUACCACCACGCCUAUGCCAACGGACCCUGAAGGAAGCACAGGACCAAGGCUGAGAGGGGGAGAACGGACCACAGGCCCAACAAACAGUAUGAUUGAGCCCAAUACCGUGCAGGGAGGCAACACAGCGCGCAAGUCAAAAAAAGGCGCAGUGCGCAAAUCAUCGAAGCAUCAAGUAUCGAGUGGUAGUGUGUGAGUUUCGGUGUGAAAUGUGUGAAUUGUAAACUGCCCCCCCCCCCCCCCCCCCCCCCUCAAUUCCCGCCUCUUUAUCGAACUUAGAAUGUAACGGAUACCUAAGGGUGUGCGGUGACUGGUUAGAGCAACCACAACGUUUAUUCAAGCUUUGGGAUUGCUAUCCUGUCAUCGAAGCAUUAAGUAUCGAGGAAUAGCUUGUAAGUUUGGUGUGAAAUGAAAUCUGUGAACUGUAAACCGGCAGCCCAUCAAUUCCUAGAAUCUAGACGGGAUCACACAAUCUCCACGGGAUCCAAACACCAACUUCAUUCCACCUAUCUAAUCCAUUUUUUUCUCUCCAAUGCAAGUCUAUCUACAAAAGUAUCACCUAUGUCCCAAAAUAUGAGACGUUUUGGUAUGCUUAAUAGCCUACUAAAACUUUCUUAUAUUUUGAGAUA